GGGAGUCCUCAUCACUUGAAUCCUUUUCGACAUUUUGCAUCGCCAUAUUCAUCCAACACUUCCGGCCACCAUGGGAAGAAGCCUUUCGUUGGCUGCUUCGGAUGUUCAAAUUGGGGGUGAAGUGAGCAGGAAUUCGACGUUAGUAUGUGCUCCCAUAGUGAGCGACUCAGUCGAUGAAAUGCUGAUUCAGAUGGGAAAGGCCGAAGAACUCGGCGCUGAUCUUGUGGAGCUCCGUUUAGAUUUCUUGAACAACUUCAAUCCUCCACACCAUCUCCAAACUCUGAUCAAACACUGUCCGUUGCCCACUCUCGUCACUUACAGACCCACAUGGGAAGGAGGAAGGUAUAACGGUGAUGAAAGCCAGCGACAAGCUGCUCUGCGUUUAGCAGUUGAAUUGAGAUCGGAGUUCGUUGCGUUGAGCUUAAG
This is a messenger RNA of Neltuma alba, 426 nucleotides long. Its product is annotated as bifunctional 3-dehydroquinate dehydratase/shikimate dehydrogenase, chloroplastic-like. The annotation marks the transcript as partial. The transcript has 3 exons. Gene Ontology annotation, biological process: chorismate biosynthetic process; shikimate metabolic process. The record is from RefSeq and is a predicted model, not a curated record. Lineage: Eukaryota; Viridiplantae; Streptophyta; Magnoliopsida; Fabales; Fabaceae. Gene Ontology annotation, molecular function: 3-dehydroquinate dehydratase activity; shikimate 3-dehydrogenase (NADP+) activity.